Messenger RNA from Porites lobata, 1501 nucleotides. NCBI's taxonomy places the organism in Eukaryota, Metazoa, Cnidaria, Anthozoa, Scleractinia, Poritidae. The record is from the annotation of a GenBank genome assembly.
AUGGCGGCGCGUGUUUGUUCAGUUUCGAGAGGAGUGUUUUCUUGUCCUGUUUUGCCAUCUCUGCGGAAAAUCUGCUCAUUAUUUAGACGACAAGGUGCACUUAGAAAUCCAUAUAAUGUAAUACAGUAUAUGAGUUGUGAAGGUUAUCGAAUGUGUUCAACUAGGUUCAUGAACAAAAACGUCCACAUCGGAUCCGGGAAUUACAUCAUUAGGCAUACAUGUACAUUUUUUAAAGCUUUAAAAGAUACAAGAUUGUGCGGUUUUUCAUUUAUUCCACUUCCCCCAUUUUGAUUGUAUUAUGGAUUAAGAUUAUGGUAAAAAGCUUGUAUUGAUUGAAGCUAGUCAAGAAACUAGGAAAUGAAUAUAACGAUAUUUUAGUUACUAUAUAGUAUGUAAUCUUCUUCCAAAUAUUUUUGUAAUAUUUUCUGUUUUACAUCUUUCUUGAUUUAGGCCUUGAGUUUCAAAACAAGUUAACAAAAUUACCAAGUCAUAACUUCCAGACCUCAAGAUUUUCUACCUUCGAUGUCCAAGCAAGUGCCUUGAGAAGUUGCGCACACAGCAUGAAAUUUCAACUUGCGGGGCAGCCACUCAAAUUCCAAAGUGUUUAUCCAUUUGAUUCUGCACCACGGUUCGUGAAACAGAUUGAGCAGACGAGUCAAAAAUCUUGCUUUACGAUCAUCAGAAGGAGCAUCAAUACAAAGAGUAAACUGGGCAAGCGGAAAACUUGCAAAGCUGUUGCUGCUAGAUUUUUGAGAACUGGCAACGGAAAACUGAAAAGGUGGAGAACAGGAAAGAGUCACAAAAUGAUGCACAAAGGACCCAAGAGAAGUCGUCAUUUAAGAAAACCAACUUAUGUAAAUAAACAGCAGCUAAAGCUUUUGAACAAAAUGUUAAAUGGCUGGUGAAAACUCUGCAACAUAUAUUCUGUGCUUUUUGAGCGUUACUUACCUCUGCUUCAAAAGCUGGAAAUGUCUGAGUGAACAUUGGACAGGUAUCAUCUCUAUCAUCACUAUGCAGGUUACUUUCUAAUUUUGUGUGGGAAAUUUUUGCAUUAUUGCACAAGUAUACAAUUAUUGUUUUUUAUGACCCUGGCAGUUGCACCUGCAAAUUAUGAACUGCUAAAGAAGGUCUCUGGUAAAAAUCCUAUGUAGGAUCCUCUAGGAUGUUAAGAUCUGCAGGAUCCUAAACAGGAUAAAGGAUCCUACUCAGGAUCUUACAGGACUUAAACAGGGAUUUAGAAUCCUUUAAGGUCCUAAGCAGGAACAAACUGCUACCCAAGAUCCUAAACAGUUCACAUCAGUUACUAUAUUUUAUUCAUUAAUAGCCCAUCAAGACUGGGUACUUCUGAUGAAAUGGCUUUUUGCAGUAACCCAGACAUAUUCUUCUGGCUAGCUUGGGGUAAUGAUAAAGUUCUCCAAUGGGACAGGACUUUACAUUCCUUUGUUCGACAAUGAAAAUGGCUGUCUCUGCCAAGAAAGAUUGUUGAGAUCCAGAAAUUUGG